CUUUGAAUCGUUUUUUUUAUCGCCCAAUUAAUUAUCCGUUCUGGGUACUUUGAAUUUGAUUCAAAAUCGUGUUGGAAAGGCAUGAACAGUCAAGUUUGGAGAUGGGUUUUAGGGUUGAUGUAUAUUAUUGCUGUUGCAAUCAUAUGGAUUGCUGCUAGUUUUGUUGUACAAUCAGUUGUAGAUGCAGGUGUUUCUCCGUUUCUGAUAACCUACAUUUGCAAUUCAUUGUUUGUGGUUUACAUUCCCAUAGUUGAAAUUGGUCGCUUUUUGGAGGAUAGAUAUGGAAGUAUAUUCUUUUGGAGAAAUAGAAAAGAUUGUAGUUUGCAAGAAUUGGGAGAAUCAGAAGUGGUAGUGCUUCUUCACCAGAGUGAUACAGGUGUUCAAGUUCAAUCUGGUGUGGUUUUGGAACAACAAGAAUUGAAAUACCAUGAACAAGGUAUUGUUAUGGAACCAGAGAGUCAUGCUUGCAAACCUACUUUUGGCGAAGAUGGUAAUAAGGAUUUGGAUUCAAAAGGGCGUUGGACACGCAGCAGAGUGGCAAAGGUCAGCUUGCUGAUAUGCCCAUUUUGGUUUCUAGCACAACUCACCUUCAAUUUCUCCCUGAAAUAUACUACAGUUACGUCAAAUACCAUCUUAAGCAGUGCUUCCAGCCUUUUCACCUUUGUGGUCGCUCUUGCAUUUUUGGGCGAGAAGUUCACUUGGGUCAAGCUGAUUAGUGUUCUUCUUUGCAUGGGAGGAACCAUAAUUGUCAGCUUGGGUGACUCUGAAACCGGGUUAAGUGCAAUUGCUUCAAAUCCUGCGCUUGGAGACAUUCUUGCUCUUGUGUCAGCAGCCUUGUAUGCUGCGUAUAUAACCCUUAUUCGUAAAAAGCUACCAGAUGAUGAGGAGGGGAAAAGUGGCCAAGUCAGUAUGGCACAGUUUCUUGGGUUCUUAGGUUUAUUCAACCUAUUGAUAUUCCUACCCGUUGUCCUCAUACUUAAUUUUACCAAGCUGGAGAGUUUUAGUAUGCUGACAUGGAAGCAAAUUGGUCUAAUUGUUGGUAAAGGCUUGUUGGAUAAUGUGCUAAGCGAUUACUUAUGGGCCAAGGCCGUUCUUCUGACAACCACCACGGUAGCAACAGCAGGACUUACCAUUCAGGUGCCUUUGGCAGCUGUGGUUGAUUCCCUGACUGGGAAUGCACCCAAUCCCAUGGACUACAUUGGAGCCGCAGCUGUCAUGGUUGGCUUUGCAGGCAUUAACAUCCCUUCAGAUGCCUUUUCAAGAUCAAAGUCAGUCAGUUGCGAACUAGAAGAACAUGGAAAUGUCAGCUCAGCCUGAUUAAGAUCACCUUUUACUGGUCGGUCAAAACACAACAGCCACUUUCUUGCAUGUCUUUUUUUUGCCGGUGUUGAAUUAAUAUUUCCAGUGUAGCAUAUUGUGAGUUUUACAGAUGUUAUAUAGCAAGUGUACAACAUUCUUAAUUCUUUAAAUUACCAAUGACAGCAGGCACUUAUAAAUACAACUUCAUGAAUUUCAGGUAUAAA
Molecule: messenger RNA, 1523 nt
Organism: Camellia sinensis
Lineage: Eukaryota; Viridiplantae; Streptophyta; Magnoliopsida; Ericales; Theaceae
Source: RefSeq, a predicted model, not a curated record